Argiope bruennichi is the source of this 1276-nucleotide messenger RNA. RefSeq names its product LIM domain only protein 3-like. The transcript is spliced from 5 exons. Gene Ontology annotation, cellular component: nucleus. The record is from RefSeq and is a predicted model, not a curated record. Lineage: Eukaryota; Metazoa; Arthropoda; Arachnida; Araneae; Araneidae. Gene Ontology annotation, biological process: positive regulation of transcription by RNA polymerase II. Bases 236 to 871 code for a protein of 211 amino acids. Gene Ontology annotation, molecular function: DNA-binding transcription factor binding; transcription coactivator activity.
CCAGCUAGAAAAGAAGCGUGUGUCACUUCUCCCAGAUCAUUCCGGAAGUUCGCGCCGAUCGCACGAGGACCCGACACUGUCACGGUGGAGCGCCGGUAGACGCCCGACUCGCAUCCAAUUCAGUUCUUAAGAGAACUUAAUAUUGCUGAAGAAAUUACCAGUAAAAGAAGUCAAGAUUCUGAAAUCAAGAUUCAGUGGACCUCAUGCGUCCAGGUUAAGUGUGGCACCUAGAGACAUGGAAAUGAAGGCUGAAGGUUCACGGACUUCCUCUCUUCCCGUGGACGGUGGAUCCAUCACCAGGCCGCUCACAGAGAGUGCUAACUGCGCGGCCUGCCAGAAACCCAUCCGGGAACGGUAUUUGCUGAAAGCCCUUGAUCAGUUCUGGCACGAAGACUGCCUCAAGUGCGCCUGCUGCGACUGCCGUCUGGGGGAAGUUGGAUCCACACUUUUCACUAAAGCCAAUCUCAUACUCUGCAAAAGAGACUACCUCAGGUUAUUCGGCACAACGGGACUUUGUUCUGCGUGCAAUAAAACGAUCCCAGCAUUCGAAAUGGUGAUGCGAGCCAGGGGAAAUGUCUAUCACUUAGAAUGUUUCGCCUGCCAACAGUGCAAUCACAGGUUUUGCGUUGGAGAUCGUUUCUAUCUGCACGAAAACAAGAUUCUUUGCGAAUAUGACUACGAGGAGAGGAUGGUUUUUGCAAACCUUCCCUACAACAUUAACAGCAUCUCCCUCAUCAAGCGCCAGACCCAGCAUCUCCAGCUGCAACAGCAGCAACAACACCCCCAGCACCAUCCCCAACAACCACAGCAGCAGCAUGAUGACAGGUCUAGUGGUUAUGGCAGCACAGAUUCUGUUUUCGAUGCCAAGUGACGCCAAGCCUUUGCGGCACAGCAAGGGCCUGCGCCGCAGUCGCACUGAUUCAACAGAAUCUUCGGAGGAAAUGGCAUUGUGAGGUGUUCUAAGGCUGUUAGAUGUUGCACUUGUUUGUUUCUUUCUCGGAGGUUAUGAGUAUGGAGGAAAUCCAGUUGUUAGAACUUAAUAUUAUCACAUGCCUGGAUGAACUUAGAACCGUUUUGGAUUUCAAUCUCAGUUUCAAAACUGGUCAGUCAACACAGAUAUUGACUUAAGACAAUGGAUGUGCUAUUUGAUUGGUCGGUUCUAUAACCAAAUAAGAGGUUAUAUAUGAUAUAGUUAUGUAUAUUUGUACAUAAGAAAUCGUUACUGUUUUAAAACUCUUUUAUGUUCAAAGAAACAGAAAUGAAAGAUAUUAUCUAA